Molecule: messenger RNA, 2080 nt
Organism: Electrophorus electricus (electric eel)
Lineage: Eukaryota; Metazoa; Chordata; Actinopteri; Gymnotiformes; Gymnotidae
Source: RefSeq, a predicted model, not a curated record
UUACACUAGAUUUGGGAAAAGAGAAAACUUCUAGUUAAUAAUCUGAUACAGUGCAAUAAUGUUGUCUCCAUACGACUGGUAGUUAAGUAGCUUGUAAGCUAGCUAGCUAGCACUAAUUAACUUUAAGGGUUUAUCUUCUCUUUAGGUAGCUCGCUGGGUAACUAACCUAGCGUUGGGUAAAAUAGCUAGUUAGCUAACGUUAACGAGCAAACUGGCCAUCCAGCUAUCACCAUAAAAUGAAUGAUCAAAUCUAGUCAUAUACUUUGCCAUGUAAUCUAGAGACGUUAGCUAGCUAAUUAUUAUUUCUGUACAAAUGCUUAUUUUGGCAGUACAGUUUACAGUGCAGUAAGAACAAACAAGACCUGGGCUAAAUUAAUUAGCCAGCGAGCUAGCUAACCAACCUAACUGAACUUUUUGAUUGUUUUGCAGAUUCAGACAACAAUGGCAUUUAAAAUCUCGAAAGGAAAGACUGACAUGAUAAACGUAAGGUUGCCCAAUCCUCAAAUCGAGAAUAAAAUCACUAAACAGAGGAAGGAAAAUGCUUACAUGAAAAAGUCACUUGAUGAGCUUUCUCGUCACAAGGGGGCGCCAUCUGACUCUGAAAACAACCAGCUCCUGUUAGAGAGAAUCCUUGCAUUAGAGACAUUAAGGGAGAAAAACUCCCAACAGAUCCUAUCCAAAGAUCAGGAAAUUGCAGCUCUUAGGCAGCAUCUUUGUUCAGACAGUGCUGAGAUUGUGACCAGAUUGCAGGCUCAGCUGACCCAGCAGAAACUGGAUGCAGAAAUGAGGGAGAACCUGUUCCAGUCCCUUAAACAAGAGACAGAAGAACUAAAGACCAAUUUAGUAGUGAUUUCUGCUAAGUGCCAGGACCUAGAGAACACAGUUGAAACAGCAAAGGGUGGCUCCGCAGGAUGGUUGCCUGCCAACAGGCACGUCGCAGUCAUGGAAGAACACCUGAAAGAUGCCUUGGAGAAGAACCAGCAGUGGCUUGCCUACGACCAGCAGAGGGAGGCCUACGUCAGGGCGGUGGUGGAGAAGACACACCAGCUAGAGCAGCAGCUCAGCCAGGCAAAUGAAGCCCUCCAACAGAAAGACAGGAAGGCCUGUAUGGAAGCUCUGAAGAAUGUGGAGUCACUGCGCUCAGCCCAUGCUGAGCUGGAGGUGGAGCAGGAGAAGACCGAGCAGGGGCGACACUGCGAGGAGAAGCAGUGGGAGGCACAGAGGCAGGCCGAGAAGGAGAGGAAGCACGUUGAGGAACACCUUCACCACCUCCACACCUCCCUUGCAGAUGCCAGUGCCAAGCUGGAAGAGGAGAGGCUGAGGUCCUCUGUUCUUCUGGAGCAGGUGAACCAUUUCCAGAAGGUCCUGCUGACACAGCAAAACGAGCAGAAUCGGAUGUCGGUUUUAGAGCAGCAGAUUCAGGUGUCUGCCAAAGAUCUGGAGGACGAGAAGCGUGAUAAUCAGCAUCUCCAACGACAACUUCACAAAAUUCUGAAGGAGCUGCGAAAAUCCAAGGACAAAGUGGCCAGAUUAGAAUGUGAGAAAGCGCAGACCGAGAAGCCUUUGUCUUCAAUUGCCUACACUGAAGUGGAAAAAGCAACCAAGGGAGAUCUACGGAGCCAUGCGUCCCCUACAAAAGCACACAAUCUGCUGAAUGAGAGUUUUCUGGAGUGCCCCAAUUGCAGAGCUCAGUAUCCGACCAGUCGCCAUAGAGAGCUUCUGGUACAUAUUGACGAGUGCUUUGAUUAAAGCUGUCCUGCGUCUCUACUAGUAGUAAAUGAUCUAUAAAUAUGUUAUUGAAUCUGAGUUCUCUCUGCCUUACAUCUUAAAACAUUUUGGUCAUUUGUUCUUCAUUAAAAAAAAAUAAACAUGGGAUUUUUCCUAAUGAAAAGACAAUGGGACAUCUAGAUUAAAUGAGAACAUAGUUUUAGACAUAUAGGACAUGGUAACAACAGUUAGAACAUUUUUCAAAUCCAGAAAUCUCAGUUUUGAAAUCCAUAUUAAUAUUUGAAGAGCAUUUUGUUUAAUUUAUCUUUUGUACUUUUUAAAUUUUCUGUCAAUUAAAAAUAAUUUUUGGCGA